This is a messenger RNA of Branchiostoma belcheri (Belcher's lancelet), 1877 nucleotides long. RefSeq names its product carboxypeptidase A4-like. Gene Ontology annotation, molecular function: metallocarboxypeptidase activity; zinc ion binding. Lineage: Eukaryota; Metazoa; Chordata; Leptocardii; Amphioxiformes; Branchiostomatidae. Bases 192 to 1505 code for a protein of 437 amino acids. Gene Ontology annotation, biological process: proteolysis. The record is from RefSeq and is a predicted model, not a curated record. The transcript has 7 exons.
UUUCGUACGUAAGGGAUUUGAUUUGAACGCUGAACAAAAACAGAUGGGGCGGCUUUAGGACAAAUCAACAACAAUCACGCGAAAACGAAAUGCUGUUUUGUCCCGUAGAAAGGGCGAAGAGGAUUGUAGUGUUGUGUAGAUGGAUGGGAAGAGUCAGGUUAUGAGGUCAUCUAUCUGUGUGCAAUAGGAUCAUGUCAUUGUACAGUUGUAGUGGUACACCCCAGCUGCUGGGGAUGACCUUGUGCAAUCGUCGCCUCCUACUGUACAUAUCACUGCUCCUCCUCACCUGGUUACCAUGGACACAGGGUCGAGACGUCAAACCUGUCAAGGAAAAAUACCUGCCAGACUACACUGUGUACCAUAACCUGACUCAAGUUGGAGCUCAUAUACAAGAACUUGCACAGAAGUUUCCUGCAUACCUUAGGUUAGACACAAAUUACCGGUCCAGAAAAGGACGACCACAGUAUGUGUUACGAGUCUCCAACUUUUCAGGGAGCUACAGUAUCCAGCAUAGCACAGAGGUAGGACUCACACCAGUGAAGGCUCGCAUCCUGCUGGCAUAUGGGGAACACGCACGUGAAUUCUUCCCUGUGGAGAGCAUGUUUCACUUACUACUAAAUCUAACUGGGGGUCUCACUGCGCCAGAGGGAAGCCACAGUAGGGCGUACACUAGCGAGAUUCUGUCUAAGAUUGAUCUGUUCAUAGUCGGUAUAGUCAACCCAGAUGGGAGACAGUACGUGGAACAAACUAAGAACUACUGUUGGCGGGGGACGAGUACAGGAGUGGAUCUGAACAGGAACUUUGACUGGCAGUUUGGCGGUCCUGGCAGCUCAGGGGACCCUGAGGAUGAAGAAUACAGAGGGGCAGCUGCAUUCUCUGAGCCAGAGUGCUUUGUGCUGACAGACCUGGUAACAAAGUUCCAGUUUGAUGCUUUCCUAUCUCUACACUCAGGCACAAGGGACAUCUACCUCCCAUUCUCUGAUUCUCAGUCCAAGCAGGAGCAGAGGAAACCUAAGAACCUGGCAGAUCAGAUGCGCCUGGCUAAGCUGUUAUCUGACUCUAUGGUACCAGAGUUUCAACACGGGAUUGGCUACGAGCUGAACCAGUACACGGCAGAUGGGACAUCGUUUGACUACAUGGCAGGGGUGAAGGAGCUGCCCUUUUCGCUGGCAGUAGAGAUGUGGGGAGACCGGGACAGUCCCAGUAAGAGGUGCUUCGACCUCUUCAACCCUCCCAACAAGGACCUGCAGAAUGCCCUGGAUGAGGUCCAGCCACUGUACGAGACUCUGUUCUCCUACCUGAGUUACUGGAAGGAGCGCCAGGCUCACAGCCCAUUCGGAGUUAUCGAGGAGCCGUCCAUGUCUUUUAUGUACUUCUGCCUGGCCAUGACGGUGUUGUUUGUCGUGUUUGUGUGCAUGCACCGCCACCUGCCGUCAUCACUGCGGGCAUUCCCUAAGCGCCGAGUCAUCAGUAUCAACCGGCUGUGGAUGAUGUGGAGGGACUGACCAGGGGGGAUAAAACAAGAAAUCCAUUACUGAUCAUAAUCAUGAGCAUGAUGAGUUCAGGGAGAAAUUUUCAUUGGCAAGGAAUUAGACAAAUCAGAAGUCAAAUUUUAAGACUAGAAGGACAAGUCCUGAGCAACUCAUGACCAAUGGCAAGUACGGAGAAGAGAAAAAUGUGAACAACCAAAGGGAGUUUUUGUACUCUGCUUACUGUUGACAUCCAUGUCUAACUUCUCAAUUGUUAUUGACCAACCUUCCUUGUUUGUCAAACAUCAGUACACCAAAAAAAUUAUUAUGUGUUAUGUAUUACAUCAAUGAAUCAUGAAAGCCUGAGUUUGUGUCUUGCUGAAUGAGGUAAUAAACUUGUAGUAUACA